This is a messenger RNA of Symbiodinium necroappetens, 1050 nucleotides long. NCBI's taxonomy places the organism in Eukaryota, Dinophyceae, Suessiales, Symbiodiniaceae. The record is from the annotation of a GenBank genome assembly.
AUGCUUCUCUGGGAGCCGGGGCCCGGCCCUGCGGGCUCCGCGCAGCACGGAUCUCUGGCGGUGCUGCUCUGGGAAGGGGGCCGCAUCGCACUUCGCUACCGCAUCUUCGUGAAAGUGCGGGGCGGGGACUUCGUUCAGUGGGGCGAAACCUCGACGGAGGUCCUGGAGGAUGAACACGGCUGCAAGGCCUUCGGCCCUGACGUGCACGACGGCAGUUCGGACCCUGCAAAAAUGGGCAUCUUCGGUCUCACGCACGAGGAGCUGCUUCGCUCGGAGUGGGUAGAGGGGGACAUCCUGACCGUGAAGUUUGUGCUCGAAGUGCGCCUUGAGGGAGACUGCGAGUCAAGACCUCUGAGUCAAGGAAUCGAUAUACCAGGCCCCACUAUGAGUCAAGACAAUCGCGCUCUAUGGGAGAAAGGCACCUGCAGCGAUGUCGAGUUCGUGGUGCAGGGAUAUUCGAUCCAGGCGCACUCACCGGUGCUCUGCGCAAGAUCCGAGGUCUUUCAGAAGCAGCUGACCGUCGGCAUGCAGGAAUCCAUGUCCAAGGUCGUCGUGAUUGAGGAUUGUGAUCCGGCCACCUUCAGAGCUUUCCUCCAGUUCCUCUACACCGACACAUUCCCAAUCCUCACCGAGCUCAUGGCACAGAGGCUGAGUCCUUGCGAGAAGACAGAAGGCUUCUCACGCAUCGCGCGUUUGCAGGCAUUGCUGGCUGUGAGUCACAAGUACGAGGUCACGAGACUACUGCGGUGGUGCGAAAGUCAGCUCUGCGACCAACUCAGCAACUCGGAGGUCAGCGGCAUCCUUUGCCAGGCACAUCUGCUUGAAGCCAGGCAUCUAGAGAAAGCUUGCCUGGCAUUUAUCAAAGAGCACAUGGUUGAUGUAAUCAAGCUGCCAGCCUUUGCCGAGCUCAUGAGACAGUGGCCUGAUAUCAUGCUUCGCAUCGGCCUAUUCUCUGCCGGAGUGCCGGACAUGGAGGCAGCCGCAGCCUUGGACACCUUCAAGGGCAAUCAGCAAACCGACCACAAGCGCAAGCGCGAAGAGAGUGAGUGA